This is a messenger RNA of Musa acuminata subsp. malaccensis (wild Malaysian banana), 1338 nucleotides long. Its product is annotated as pentatricopeptide repeat-containing protein At4g21065-like. Gene Ontology annotation, molecular function: protein binding. The record is from RefSeq and is a predicted model, not a curated record. NCBI's taxonomy places the organism in Eukaryota, Viridiplantae, Streptophyta, Magnoliopsida, Zingiberales, Musaceae.
AUGAACCAAGCCUACAGGCUCCACGCCCGCCUCAUCAAGACCCUCGACCUCACUGCCCUGCACUCCUUCCUCCUCCACUCCGUCCACCACCCCUCCACCCUCCCCUACGUCCGAGCUGCCUUCGUCCGCCACCAGCCGUCCCUGCUCCGCCACUCCGCCGCAUUCCCUUUCAACACGCUCAUCCGCGCCUCUGCUGCCGACCCCUCUGACGCCCUCGCUGCUUUCAGCCUCAUGCGCGCAGCCGCGGUCCCCCCGGACCUCUUCACGUUCCCCCUCCUCCUCAAGGCCUGCUCGCUCCUCCCCUUCUCCUGCGCCGAUGGCCCCCGUCGCCACCCGGGCGUCGCCGCCCACGCCCUCGCCGUCAAGCACGGCCUUUCCGCCGACCUCUACGUUGCCAACACCCUUGUUCGUCUCUACAGCGGGUUCGCUCUCCUCGACGCCGCUCUCCAGAUUUUCGUCGAAAUGCCCCUGAGGGAUGCCGUCUCGUGGUCUGCUCUUAUUUCCUCGCUCGCGUCCAAUGGCCACGACGAGACCGCCCUCGACGCUUUCCGCCUCAUGCAGGCUUGCUCCCCCGACGCGGCGCCUGACGAGGUUACCGUGAUCACUGUGAUCACGGCGGUCGCACACCUCGGCGCUCCGGACCUUGCCGCCUGGGUGGACCGCUACGUGGCUCGACGAGGGUUCGCCCUGACGGCCAAGAUGGGCACGGCGCUGAUCACGAUGCACUCGCGGUGCGGGUCCAUGGACCGAGCCGCGAGGGUGUUCGACGGGAUGCCGCAGCGGGAGCGAGGCGUGAGGGCGUGGACGGCCAUGAUCGUCGGGUACGCGGCGCACGGGCGGAGCGCCGAGGCCCUGGGAGCUUUCGACCGGAUGGUGGGCGACGCGGGGCUGCGGCCCGACCACGUAGCGCUGAUCGGGGUGCUGACGGCGUGCAGCCACGGGGGCCUGCUGGAGGAAGGGUGGCGAGUGUUCCGGAGCAUGGAGCGGACGCCCGGGAUGGAGCCGCGGAUGGAGCACUACGGUUGCAUGGUGGACAUGAUGGGGAGGGGGGGGCGCGUGAGGGAGGCGUACGACUUCGUGGAGGGGAUGCCGGUGAGACCCAACGCGGUGAUCUGGAGGACGCUCCUGGGUGCGUGCGUCAGCCACGGCGACGUUGCGCUGGCGGAGCAGGUGAAGAGGAGGAUAGCGGAGACGGAGCCUGGGCACGAUGGGGAUUACGUGCUGCUGUCGAAUGCCUAUGGAUGGAUCGGGCGGUGGGAGGAGAAGGAUCGAGUCCGGUGCGCGAUGAGGGUGGCGGGCGUGGCAAAGAGGCCCGGGUGCAGCUCACUUCGUGUCUGA